Molecule: messenger RNA, 4149 nt
Organism: Mugil cephalus (flathead mullet)
Lineage: Eukaryota; Metazoa; Chordata; Actinopteri; Mugiliformes; Mugilidae
Gene: ttyh3a
Product: tweety family member 3a
Exons: 16
Coding region: 419-2002 (527 amino acids)
Cellular component (GO): plasma membrane
Molecular function (GO): volume-sensitive chloride channel activity; intracellularly calcium-gated chloride channel activity
Source: RefSeq, a predicted model, not a curated record
GGGCCGGGCUGGUUGGCUGGUUUGGCUGCCGGCUGGAUGAGUGUCGUGAACAGUCACCGUGUUUGGCUCCGGUCUCCCGCAACCCGAUAAUAACUGGAUGGAGGACGCGAUCGGAGCUCAUGGUCCUUUCGAGCUGUUGCGGUGGAGUGAGUCCGCGAGAGACGAAGUGAGGAAGUCCCAAACAACCAACCAAUAAACAACGCAGGAUGUAACAACCCACAGACCAGAAUGUCAAGAGGAACAAAAGACACUUCUUAUUAUUAUUCGCUUCUUUCGUGGCCGGGUCUCAGCGGACUGAACUAACUAGCUGCUAAACCGGCUAACGCUAGCAGACGUAACGCUAGCUAACCUACAUAACGGCUACAAUCAUCCUCGCCGGCCUGUCUGCUGAGUGGAUCAUAUUGACAUUUAAGUCACCAUGGCGGCGGUGGUGAGCUACUCUCCACCGUGGUGGGUGAACCUGCUGCACAGACUCCCCCAUUUCAACUUCAAGUUCGAGCAAACGAGCAGCGACUUCCGACCAGAGGACUGGACAUAUCAACAGUCCAUCCUCUUGCUGGGAGGUGUGGCGCUUGCCUGUCUGGCCCUGGACCUCCUGUUCCUGCUCUUCUAUUCCAUUUGCCUGUGCUGCCGGCGGAAAAAAAGCGACGAGCAGCCCAACGCCGACUGUUGCUGCACUGCCUGGUGUGUCAUUAUUGCGACACUCGUUUGUAGCGCUGGCAUUGCCGUCGGUUUCUAUGGGAACGGCGAGACUUGCGACGGAGUGAACCGGCUGACGUAUUCCCUCCGCCAUGCCAACCGCACAAUCACUGGAGUGCAGAAGCUGGUGUAUGACAGUACGUCCUCACUGAACCAGACAGUCGACGAGGAUCUGCAACAGCUUGAGGGCCAGUACGCUCAGCAUGCGGACUACCUGUCCAUCAUCCAAAAGCUGCAGGGCCAGCUGGACGAGCUGGUCAGGCAGAUGGUGGAGAUUCCCUUCUGGGACAACACCAACAUCUCCCUGGAAGAGCUGGCUGCCAACAUCGAGCUAUAUGACUGGUACAGGUGGAUCGGCUACAUAGCCCUGCUUCUGUUUGACGUCCUCAUUUGCCUGCUGGUGCUGUUCGGCCUCAUUCGCAACUCCAAGGGAACACUGGUGGGGGUGUGCUUGUUUGGUGUCGUAGCUCUGGUGAUCAGCUGGGUCUCCCUGGGGCUGGAGCUGGCCGUCUCCGCGACCUCCAGCGACUUCUGUGUUUCUCCCGAUACGUACGUUACCAAAGUGACCAGCCAGUAUAGAGUCAUCAAUCAAGAAAUCCUGCAGUACUACGUGAGCUGCAGCGUGGGACAAACAAACCCCUUCCAGCAGAGACUUUCCGGGAGCCACAAAGCAUUAGUGGAGAUGCAGGAUGACGUGUCUGAGUUGCUGCGCUCUGCCACCAGAGAGUACAAGCAAACCAAGGAAACGUUGGAAGAGGUGCAGGGGAUACUGAACACCACAGAGAUCAGCCUGCAUCAGCUCACCGCGCUGGUGGAUUGUCGCAGCCUGCACAUGGACUACGUCCAGGCCGUGACGGGCCUGUGUUACGACGGACUGGAAGGCGUCAUCUACCUCGUUCUCUUCUCCUUCGUCACCGCCCUCAUGUUCAGCUCGAUCGUCUGCAGCGUGCCUCACACCUGGCGCGGCAAGCGGGGCGAGGAGGACAGCGAGGACGAGUCCGUAAGCCACGGCGGGAGGCAGAACCACGACAACCUGUACCGGGUGCACAUGCCGAGCCUGUACAGCUGUGGCAGCAGCUACGGUAGCGAGACGUCCAUCCCCGCUGCAGCCCACACCGUCAGCAACGCCCCCGUCACCGAGUACAUGGCUCAGAACGCCAACUUCCAGAACUCUCGCUGUGAAAAUACUCCUCUGAUUGGAAGAGAGUCUCCUCCUCCUUCAUUGUAUUUGACUGCCGCGGACAGUAACAGCGGUCACUGCUGGCAGUUAAAGCCCUCGGAGAGUUCAAGAUCGUUUUGGUAACCUCAUCUGCUAUGCUAACAGUACACCUCCAGCAUGCGAGCAAAGUACCUGGCCAACAGCCGACCAGAUCCCACCAACCCUCCGGCGCAUUAAACCCCCCCCCGCACUCCUCCAGUCUGCAGCACUGAUGUCUCUGAAGUCACUCAUCCAGUCGUCACUCCUUUUUGUUUUUGUUUUUUCCUUCUUCUUCUUCUUCUCUCCACUGUCUCGCUUGACUCAAAAUGCAAAGAAAAGACCAAAUUUGUCCGAAGCAAAACUCAAGGACGUCGCAUCAUCUCUCAUUCAUCUUGUGAGCCGCAAGUGCAGGUACUUCUACGUUUUCCACGCUCCGCGGCUGACGUUCAUCAUUGGUGCUGGGAAUAACUGCGGCUCUGACGCGAUGGAGUCCGGACCGAUUUUAAACUCUGAUCUCUUUUAUUUUCUUCACACGUGAGUUGAGAACUCUGGAAAUGUUCACAGACUAACGCGGAUUACUACUGGUUGUUUUAUUAAGUACUGUAGUAUCGCACUCAUCGUCACUGAGAGAAAAGCCUCACGGGAGUUUUCUCCUCAGCUGGAGCCUAGACAUAAUUUCUCACAUUAUCAACAUGUAUCAAACCGUACUGUGUCGUAGCGUAGGUUAACUUUACAGUUCAAUAUCUCAGUGUUGACUUACUGGUUAUGAUACGAGCCCAACACACGGGGAGCACUCUGACCUGGCUGUUUAUUUUUUGUCUUAAAUCUAAUGUCUGGGACCAGUUUUCCUGCCGUAUUGCACGUCUUACAGUCGCCUGAACCGGGAGCCGUUCUUCUCCUCGGGGCGCUGUUAUUUCCUGUGGCAUUUUUAAAAAGAAAAAUGUAAAAAAAUAGUGUGAUGAACCUCUUUUCCACAGCUGGGACUGAAACUUGUGAAGCUGCGAUUCUGGCAAAUGAUUUAAAAGAUGAGCAGUAAUGGGAUGUUUUUACAUUACAACUGGUGAGUUUGACAACAGAGAGAAUUUGUUUUAUAUAUAUAUAUAUAUACUACUGGAAGCAGAAACUUAUUUUUACAGACGAUGGUGAAGCAGAGGACAACUGUGGACUGUGUGACUUUUCCCUGACUUCACCUAACUGCUUGUUAUGCUCUCCGUGUUCCUGCGAAGUGAAAACUCUCCUCCCUUAACAGAGCCGGGGUUUGUCCUCGUACACGCUUGAAGGCUCUGAGCCUCUCCACAAAAUGCGGGAGUUCAGAAGACGCCCUCUCACUUUUAAUCCAAAUUUAUGUGAAAAAAAAAAAAAAAUGCAUAUUCCAAGAGAAUUUUCCACGGGAAACGUGGAACGCAUCGGUAAUGCCGUGUCUCACAAAUGUGUUUUAGCAUUUAUAACAAAGCGUAGAACAGGGUGGGCGGAUGCUGUGAAGGGAUUGUGACAAAUCUGCUCUGUGUGUAACCUGGAAUUCCCCUGCAAGGAUCUACUUUUCCUGUGUAAGCAUGACCAAUGUGGAUUGAGACGUCGUUCCGCUUCUCUUAGAUGUGCUUUGUGACCAGUACAAGAGGUGAUGUUGCGGCUGUGCCAACAAGUUAAGCACAACUCUUUUACUAUGUCAAUAUCUUUGUAAAUGUCUUUACCUUAGGCCUGUUUUGUAUCGCUGACAGCUCCCGGUCGCCCGGGUAACCAGGUGAGAAAACGAGCCGGAUUUUUUCAAAAGCAUUUAUGCUCUGUUCAUUAUUACACUGAUGCGGUCUUUCUGUUUUUUUUUUUUUUUUUGGGUGGUAGUCGUUAUUCUCUCUGUCGUUUGUAAUGCAAAGCUGUUGUACAGAUUACAUACAAUUUCAAAAUUCAGAAAAAAAAAUCGCUUAAAUUCAAUUUUUCCCUUUUCUUCAGAGUUCACUUUUUGAAGCGACUUUUUUUUUAUUUGCUUGUAGAUCUUUUGUAUUUGAUUUUAGAGUCGUAGCGAGCACGGUGUGCUGCUUCAUUAAUGUGAAUACAGUAAAUAGAUUUAAAAAAAAAGAUUAACUGAUGGGGAAAAAAUCACUGUAGUUGUAAUCCGUCUUCCUUUCUUACUUUCUUUUUAUUUUAAUUAUUGUUUUAUACAUUAUUUCUGCAAUCUCUAAAAUGUGUACACGUAAAAGCUGUGGUUAUAUUGAGCUUGAAUGCUGUGUUUUAAAAUUAAAGAAACCUUAACAGGA